AUGCAUGCCACCCACUGCAGCAGCAACAAGAGCAGCAACAGCACCACAAACAGUAGCAGCAGCAAGAACAGCAGCAGCAGUAGCAAACAGCCAGAGCAACAGCACCUACAGCAGCAAGAGCAGCAGCAACAGCCCAAGCAACAACAGCAGCAACAGCCACAGCAGCUGCCACAGCCACAGCAGCUGCAACAGCAACAGCAACAGCAGCAGCAACAGCAACAGCCACAGCAACAGCCACAGCAGCAGCAACAGCAACAGCCACAGCAACAGCCACAGCAGCAGCAACAGCAGCAGCAACAGCCACAGCAGCAGCAGCAAGAAGAGCAGCAGCUGCAGCAGCAGCAGCUGCAGCAGCAGCAGCAGGAGCAGGAGAAAGAUGAAGAUGUACUUGGUGACGGGUAUAUUACGGCCAUUAGGAAUAAGAUCUUCUUCUUGUGUAGUGUUUAA
Molecule: messenger RNA, 447 nt
Organism: Eimeria acervulina
Lineage: Eukaryota; Apicomplexa; Conoidasida; Eucoccidiorida; Eimeriidae
Exons: 1
Coding region: 1-447 (148 amino acids)
Source: RefSeq, a predicted model, not a curated record